Miscanthus lutarioriparius is the source of this 5010-nucleotide messenger RNA. Lineage: Eukaryota; Viridiplantae; Streptophyta; Magnoliopsida; Poales; Poaceae. The record is from the annotation of a GenBank genome assembly.
AUGUCGUCGUCGGAGCCCGAUGCCGAGGGCGCCCUCGGCGGCGCCUCCCCAUCCGCCCGCGUGCUCGCCCGCGCCCUCGACAAGAUCAUCAAGCACUCCUCCUGCCGCCGGCACGCCGCGCUCGUCGCCGCCUCUAAGUCCGCGCUCGACCUCCUCUCCUCCUCCCCGGCUCCUGAUGACGAGCCCGACACCUCCUCGCCCUCCCCCGUCCCCGGCCUCCCAGCGCCCGCCGCCGCCGCCGCCCUCGCCGCACUUCUCCUCGCGCUCGACCCGGCGUCCCCGAAGGUGGCCGAGCCCGCGCUCGAGUGCGUCGCCGGCCUCCUCUUCCUCCGCCUUCUCCUCGGCGACGUCGACGCGGUCGACCCCUCCCCGGUCCCGAAACUCUUCGCCGCGGUGCUCUCCUGCAUCUCGCUCGGUGGCGGCGGGGACGAAGCGCUCGAGCUCGCCGUGCUGCGCGUUCUCGUCGCUUUCGCGCGGUGCCCGGGCGUCUCCGUCAGCGGGGAGUGCCUGGGCCAGGUGGUCAAGGCGUGCUACAACGUCUACCUCGGGAGCGCCAGCGGCGGCAACCAGCUCUGUGCCAAAAUGGCCCUCGCACAGGUGCUGGUCAUCGUGUUCGCGCGCGUCGAGGCCGACGCCAUGGACGUCCGCGUGCGCACUGUCUCCGCUGCCGACAUGAUUGACCUCUCUGACCGCAGCCUCAACGACUCCAGCGUCGUACAGGCGGCUCAGGUGUUCUUAAACGAGGCCAUGGAGGGGAGCGACGUGCCGGAGGAGGCACCCCCUGUAGAUGCGGCAUCAGUUGAGGCGGAAGGCACUGGGGAGGAUGGUGGAAUAAGCAAGAUAAGGGAGGAUGGCCUGGCUUUGUUCAAGAACCUAUGCAAGUUGUCAAUGAAGUUUGGUACGCCUGAUAGCCCCGAAGAUCCAAUGCUAUUAAGGGGGAAGGUGUUGUCGCUGGAGCUGGUUAGGAUGGUCAUUGACAAUGCAGGGCCAUUCUGGAAGACGAAUGAAAAGUAUCUUGAAGCAGUUAAGCAGUACCUUUGUUUAUCCUUGUUGAAGAAUAGUGCCUUGUCUGCAAUGAGUGUCUUCCAGUUAUUGUGUUCCAUCUUUAUGAGUCUAAUAUCAAGGUUUAGAUCUGGUUUGAAAGAGGAAAUUGGAAUGUUUUUUCCUAUGCUUAUCUUAAGAGUUCUUGAAAAUGUUCUCCAGCCUAGCUUUUUGCAGAAGAUGACAGUUCUAAACUUUUUGGAGAAGAUAUCUGAAGAACCUCAGGUUAUUAUUGAUAUCUUUGUGAACUUUGAUUGUGAUGUUGAUGCACCAAAUAUUUUUGAAAGGAUUAUUAAUGGACUUCUAAAGACUGCUUUAGGUGUCCCUACUGGAUCUACAACAACAUUAACUGUUGCACAAGACCAAACAUUUAGGAUUGAGUCUGUCAAGUGCCUUGCUACUGUUGUUAAGUCGAUGGGUGCAUGGAUUGACCAACAACUGAGAAUUGGUGAAUUUUCAUCAGGCAGUUCUGAAACUCUAAGUUCAGCUGAGAACCAUAAUAUUCAUAAUGGAGAAGAAGGGAGCGGAAUAGAUUAUGAACUGCAGCUUGACACUAGUAGUUCUGACAUAACUGACUCUUCCUCACUUGAGCAACGGCGUGCUUACAAGAUAGAGCUUCAGAAAGGAAUUACCUUGUUCAACAAAAAACCUUCCAAAGGUAUCGAUUUUCUCAUUCGGAGCAAGAAAAUAGUCAAUUCUCCAGAAGAUGUGGCUUCUUUCUUGAGAAAUACUGCUGGAUUAAAUGCAACAAUGAUAGGCGACUAUUUGGGUGAGAGGGAUGACUUUCCCCUCAAAGUAAUGCAUGCUUAUGUGGACGCUUUAAACUUCGAAGGCAUGGACUUUGGUCAAGCAAUUAGGUUCUUCUUGCAAGGUUUCAGUGCAGAUACAGCAUAUGUUCUUGCUUAUUCUGUGAUCUUGCUAAACACUGAUGCUCAUAAUCCGACGGUGAAGAACAAGAUGUCUAAGGCAGAUUUUAUGCGCAACAAUCGAGGAAUAGAUGAUGGGAAGGAUUUGCCAGAAGAUUAUUUGAGUACACUGUAUGACCAGAUUGUCAACAAUGAAAUCAAAAUGACUGCUGAUUCUUCAGUUGCACAAACCAAGCAAUCCAAUAGUGUAGGCAGGCUUCUAGGCUUGGACAAUAUUAUCAACUUUGUCAAUUGGAGAUCAGCAGAAGACAAGGCAGUAGGAGCAAAUGACUUGCUCAUUAAGCACAUACAGGAAAAAUUCAAAGCAAAACGUGGGAAAUCAGAGUCCACGUUUUAUGUUGUUGCUGAUGCAACCAUUUUAAGAUUCAUGAUGGAGUCCUGUUGGGCACCUAUGAUGGCUGCGUUCAGUGUGCUCCUUGAUCAGUGUGAUGAUAAGGCUGCUACAUCACAGUGCUUGAAGGGAUUAAGAUUUUCCGUGCACAUCACUUCUGUUAUGUGCAUGCAGACACAGAGGGAUGCUUUCUUAACAUCCAUAGCCAAAUUCACAUCUCUCCAUUCUGCUGCAGACAUGAAGCAAAAAAAUAUUGAUUCUAUGAAGGCUAUAAUAUCUAUCGCAAUCGAAGAUGGCAAUUACUUGCAGGAAGCUUGGGAACAUGUAUUAACUUGUUUAUCACGGUUUGAGCAUUUACAUCUGCUUGGAGAAGGGGUUCCCACUGAUGCAUCCUUUCUGACAGUACCUCUGAUUGAGUCAGAAGAAAAAACUAAUAAGUCUACUUCUGUCCUAACUUCUAAGAAGACUAAUGCUCUUCAGAAUCCCGCUGUGAUGGCUGCCGUUAGAGGGGGUACUUACGAUAGCACAGUGGCAAAAGGCAGUGCGUCAGCACUGGUCACUCCUGAACAGAUCAAUAAUUUCCUAUCAAGCAUUAAUUUAUUGGAUCAGAUUGGCAUUGUUGAGUUAAAUCAUAUCUUUGCCCAUAGCCAAAGAUUAAACAGUGAUGCUAUUGUUGCUUUUGUGAAAGCUCUUUGCAAGGUCUCAAUGACUGAGCUGCAGUCUCCAACAGAUCCUCGUAUCUUCUGCCUUACUAAAAUAGUAGAGAUUGCGCAUUACAAUAUGAAUCGCAUACGUCUGGUGUGGUCACGUAUUUGGAAAGUCUUGUCAGACUUUUUUGUGUCUGUUGGGUUGUUGGAAAAUCUUUCUGUCGCUAUAUUUGUGAUGGACUCUCUGAGGCAGCUGGCUAUGAAGUUUCUAGAAAGGGAGGAACUGGCAAACUAUAACUUUCAAAAUGAGUUCCUUAGACCUUUUGUGAUUGUUAUGCAGAGGAGCAAUGCUCCAGAAGUACGAGAGCUGAUUGUUAGGUGCGUCUCACAGAUGGUUCUGAGUCGGGUUAAUAACAUAAAGUCUGGGUGGAAGGGUGUUUUUAUGGUUUUUACUUCUGCCGCAGCUGAUGAUACAAGAAGUACUGUCCUAUUGGCAUUUGAGACGGUGGAAAAAAUUGUUCGAGAUUAUUUUCAUCACAUAACUGAGACAGAGACAACAACAUUUACUGAUUGUGUUACUUGUCUUAUUGCAUUUACAAGUAGUCAGUUUAACAGCGACGCCAAUCUCAAUGCUAUUGCAUUUCUGCGAUUCUGUGCUGUUAAACUUGCUGAGGAAGGAUUUGCUUGUCAAGAUAGGGCUUUUGAACAACCCAGGAAUUCAGCCAUGGUGUGUGGUGGAAAUGCCACUGUGCAAAAAGAUGGUCAUAUUUCCCUCUGGGUGCCUCUCCUUGCAGGUUUAGCUAAAUUGACAACUGAUCCAAGACUGACUAUCAAGAAAGGUGCUGUAGGAGUACUUUUUGACAUUUUAAAGGAUCAUGGAAACCUGUUUUCACUGACUUUUUGGACCGAUAUCUUUGAACAUGUUGUUUAUCCUCUAUUUAGCAAUGAAAGAUCCACACCCAGUGACCAGAUUUCAUCAUCAAAUUCCGCAGAGUAUAAUUUACCUGAUCUUGAGACACAAACGUUGGCAGUGAAAUGCUUGGUGGGUUUGUUUGUUAAUUUCUUCGAUGUGAUACGGCCAGAACUUGGUAGAACAGCAUCCAUUGUUACAUUUUUUAUCAGAAGCCCCUACAAACAUUGUGCUACUAUUGGUGUAUCUGCAAUUAUGCGUUUAGCAGAGGGGGUUGGUAACAAACUUUCCAAGGAGGAAUGGAAGGAGAUAUUGAUCUUAUUUAGAGAAUCAGUGACGCACACCUUCAUCAUGUUCUCUAAAAUUGUAAGGAUGAUGCAAGAUAUUGAUAUCCCAGAUAGAAUUGAUUCUUAUUCAGAAACCGAGCAAUAUUUGGAUCAAGAGAUGUAUGGUAAUGAUGAAGAGGAAGCGAAUAUGGAGACAACUUCUUAUGCUAUUGUCAAACUGAAGAAUCAUAUGGCCCUACUGCUCAUGGUGAUACAGAACAUUAUUAAAUUAUACGAGGAGCAUAGAAAAUAUCUUCAUGCCGAGCAUAUUAGUAUUCUUUUGGAGAUGAUGUCAGCUAUUGCGACCCAUUCAAGUGAAGUGAGCUCUGAAUCAUCCUUGCAGAUGAAAUUUCAUAAAGCAUGUUCCCUUUUGGAGGUAUCUGAGCCAGCAAUUGUUCAUUUUGAGAACGAAUCCUACCAGAGUUACAUCAAACUUCUUCAAGCUCUGCAACAUGACUAUCCAUCCUUGUCAGAAGAAAUGAACAUAGAGUCUCAAGUGCUUGAUACCUGUGAGCAAAUAUUGCGAACAUAUCUGAAGUGCACAGGACACAAACCAUAUGAUGAAACGUCUCAAAGAAAUCCAUCUUUACAUUAUGCAGUGCCGCUGAGCGCUGCUAAGAAAGAGGAAUUGGCUGCAAGGACUCCUCUGGUCCUUCAAGUGAUGAAAUUGCUGGGUGAUCUGGAGAGGGAUUCUUUUAGCAGAAUAUUACCCUGCUUUUUCCCAUUUUUGGUUGAUCUGAUCCGCUGUGAACAUAGCUCUGGAGAAGUUCAACAUGCACUGUACAAUAUCUUCCAAUCAGCCAUUCUCCCCAUGAUACGAGUUGAAUAG